Messenger RNA from Rhagoletis zephyria (snowberry fruit fly), 1014 nucleotides. RefSeq names its product putative nuclease HARBI1. NCBI's taxonomy places the organism in Eukaryota, Metazoa, Arthropoda, Insecta, Diptera, Tephritidae. The record is from RefSeq and is a predicted model, not a curated record.
AUGACCGUGCCCAAGUUUAACGUCCUUCUUACGUUGCUUAGAGAAAGACUGCAACGUUUUUCCAGAAGAAAACCAGUGGACGAGGAGACACUUUUGAGUAUUACAUUGACAUACUUAUCUCAAGGCUGUAGUCCACAAUUUUUGGCAUGGGCUCAUAAGUUAGGCGUUUCCACCAUAAGAAAAAUCAUUUAUGAAACCUGCGAUGCUAUUUGGAAUGAGCUGCAGUCAGAAUUCGUUGCCCAACCAAAUCGAACAGAAUGGAAGAACAUUGCGGAGCGGUUUUAUAUAAAAAAUGGAAUGCCGCAUUGUCUCCGCGCUGUCGAUGGCAAACACAUCAACAUAGUUUGUCCAAAACGCAGUGGAUCUCUUUAUUACAACUACAAGAAGACAUUCAGUAUUGUACUAAUGGCUUUUUGUGAUGAUAACUACACUUUCGUCUUUGUUGAUGUUGGAGCAUUGGGAAGCCAAAGCGAUGGUGGAGUUUUCGCGCGCAGUACUUUUGGCAACAUGAUAUUAAGAAACAGCCUUGAGCUUCCUCCAGAUGACUACCUUCCUGGUACAAAUACGAUAUUUCCUUAUUAUUUUGUGGGAGACAACGCAUUUCCUCUAAAGAAAAACUUAAUGCGCCCAUACCCAGGUCGGAAUUUGUCUCCAAUAAAACAAAAUUUCAACAAAGAGCUUUCAUCUGCUAGAGUUCACAUUGAAAACGCAUUUGGUAUCCUAGCAAACAGAUGGAGAAUACUUCACAACACUAUUCACGCAUCACCAACAGAUGUAGAUAAAAUUGUGCUAGCAACAGUAGUUUUGCAUAAUUUUUUAAUGCUAGACAGAAACAGCGGUUAUUUCAAUGAGAAUUUUGUAGAUCACAUUGAAGAUGGUACUUUUACUCCAGGAACAUGGAGGCAAUCAGGUUCUAAAAUAAGAUCCAUACGCGUUUCCCAGGCAAAUCGCUCGUCAGCAGAAGCUUUUGCAUCGAGAGAAGAACUGACAGAACACAUUUUUAAUAAUUAUUAA